AUGGACGCUUGGGUGCAGUUCUUUUUGCGAGCCGGAAUCCCGGAUGGCGUCGCCAACCGUUACGCAAAAACUUUUCAUUCAAAUAGGUAAAGUAAUAAAAAAAAUAAUUUUUGGAAGAAAAGUUUUUAGAAUAACUCGGGAAAUGUUGCCAGAUUUGGACAAGUCAACAUUGAUUGAUCUGGGCGUUGUCACUGUGGGGGAUCAGGUUGGUUUUGAAGGGAGAUGGUUUUGAAAAAUCUGUUCAGCUCGCGAUUUUGCGACGAAGUAAAGACGUGGGAAGAACUUUGAGCGUCCAGCAAGGCCCGAAGUCCAGAAUCAGUGGACCUGGAGGUUUCGGAAGGAAACAUAAUGAAAAAAGAAUAUUUUUUAGAAGUUAGUUCAACGGCAAGUGAGGCUCGACGAGGACGGCCGCCUCCGGAUAGCCAUGAGAUUUAUCAUAUCAAAAUGCCCGAUGGAAAUACUUUGAGAAGUCAGAAAAUCCUGAAAAAGGCUGAAAUGAUGCGGCGUAAAGGUUUGGCUUCGUUUAUUAGUUUUUCAAGAGGUUUCAAAGUAGAAAAGGAGAUGUGAUGUACAGAUUAUAAGAAAAGGAAUUUUUUCUUGUUUUGUGUUCAAAAAUUUGAUAAACGCCCGUUUUUGAGAUUUUCAUAGAAAUGAUGAGUUUUGAGGGAAAAUAUUUUUGUCAAUUUUUUUCAUAUAACAGUUUUUACAAGUUUGUUGUAAAUGAAUAUGGUCUUCUCAUUCCAAGUUUACAGUUUCUCUAGGUUUUUGAAUAUGUUUCGUUAUUUUUCGCUUUACUAAAGUAGAAAGAUUCCGAUUCCGAAAUUUUUGUAUUUCUUUUUUGAGCUUAAAUAAAUAUAUUCAGUUUCGACAUGGAAGCUAAGGAAAAAAUAAAAAGAUUUCGUUUUUUCAACCUAUUGACUAAUAGGAGAUAACUGUAAUUUUAUAAAAAAUGUGAGAGCGAUUUUCUGAUUGAUAUCAAAAGAAGGUUUUGAAAAAUAAAUAGUCUUCUUUCCAGGAGUAGCGGUCCGGGGAACGACGGGAGUCCGUCGGGCGGGAAGAUCCGUUUCUCCGAUCGAUAAGACCAGUGCUGCUGCGAGGCUUCGUAGAGAUCCAGGUUCACUAUUUUUGAUAUUCAAAGUUUCAAAAAAUAUCUUUUUUUUAAAGAAACGUUUCGAUUAUUCUAAUUUUUUUCGAAAAAAAUCGAGUUUUUUUGGCGGUUUUAGGGGUUAUGGUCUGAAGUGGUGCCUAUGGGGGUCUUUUGCAUUUUUUUGUUUAUUAUGAAAUAAUAAUUUUUAAAGAAUUAUUUAAUAAAACUGGAUUAUUCCCCUUCGAGUUGCCACUUUUAAAAUUUUUGAAGCUUUUGAGCCCUAAGAUUGCCCCCUCUAGGGACCCCUCUGACGUUUCUAUGUAGUAUGAAUGAGCGAAUUGUUUCCAGAAGUGUCCUCGUCCAGCGAUCGUCUGGUCCAAAGACUCGGGGUCCGCGGUCUCCACAGCGACGCUCUGCCGCCGGGAAAAAUCCAUCAAAUUGGUCGCCUCAACAGAGGAAAUCUGAUUAGGUUAUAUUUUGAAGGAAAUUUGAUCACUCAAAAGUUUUGUAGAUAAGAGUUAUAGUUUUGUAACAGCUCCAUUUGGUCAGAAAAUAUUUUCUUUAGCGAUUUUAGCGAUUUCUGUCAUUUUAAAUCAAAAAUUUUGGUCUUACCAGUUAGAAGCUUAGUUAGAAAAAAACAUUCUGUAGAAUUUUAGUAGCUGGAACAGGUCAUCAUGAUUUUUUAACUUGAUUAAAAGACUUUCAGUGUAUUCACUAUAUUUCUGUUUGAAUGUGGGUAUUUUGAAUGAAAGAAAUAAAAAAAAAUUUUUCACCUUUUUUACUGCUGUUUUUAUGCAAUUUAAAGUUUAUUUGAACAAUGGAAUGGCUUACAAUCUGCUUCCCAUGACUUUUCAAAUAUGAGAACCAUCAGAUGGAAAAAAAAAAAUAGAAAAGCGACGUUUAACUACAACAUAUCUGUCUUUAAAGUUCUGGUUUAAACAAAAGUUUGUGUUCAGAAAAGCUGGGGCGAAACCCACGAGUGGCUUGAUUUCUCGAGCUCUUAACGCUACUGCAGAUGAACCUCAAGGUUUUCGGCUCACGAUUGGAUCUGUCAAGGUAUUUUUUGAGUUUUUCUAAAAUUGUUACCUCAAAAAAGCGUUUUUACAUCGUAUCUUUCAGUGUCAAUUUUACUAUUUAUAUUGAAAUACAAACUGGGACAAAAAAAUAAACGCACAGGGUUUUUUUAAAAUUGAUUUUGAGAACCUUUUUUUGGGAUUUUUGGAUCUCAAACUUGAUAGAAUCGAAAAAAAUUCGGGACAAGUUUGCGAGUUCCUUUUUAGUUAAAUUAUUAGAUAGGUUUUUUUAGUUUUUUGUGCUAGAGAAAACAAAUCAGCUUAACCAGAUAUAUCUAGUCCUAAAAUUCCUAAAAGUAGCAUUUUUCAAGUUUUUUUUUUUUGCUUAUAAACUUUGAUAGAACCGAAAAAAUAGGGAAAAGCUCGCAAAUUGAGUUUUGUUUGUCCUAUUUGAUCAGUUUCUUCCUUUUUCUGCUAAUGAAAUUAACGAAAUCUUGAUCAGAUUCCUCUAGUUUUAAUACUUAUUUUUCAGUCUCGAACCACUCUUCCACAAGUUUCGGUGGACCGCAGGACGGGAAAUCGAGUUUUGGUGACAAAUCAACAAACUGUUCGAAGAGUGGCUUCUCUUGCGCCCGGCCGUUCUAACAGGGUUCAUUUUUUAUCUUGAAAAAUAUUCUAGACUUUAUAAUAAUAGUUUAUUCGCUACCAUUUUAAAUAUUAGAAUAUAUAAAACAAGAGAUAAAAAUAAAAAAAAUAAUGUUCAAAAGAAAAAAAUAACACUAAAUAUGGGAGACGAGUUAACAGGUGUUCUUUUAAAAAAAUUUUUAAAAUAAGUGUGAAAAAUUUUUUUGAAACGAUUUAUAACGGGAAAAAGUAUUUUUCGUGUUUCAUAAAAAAAGUAUUCAAGGAGUUUUAAAAAAAUUUUUCCGUGGUGGUCUGGUUGGCCUAAAUGGUAGUUUAUACGAUUUUUAACUGGUUUUUAAAUUUAAUUCUUGCCUCAAUUAUACUUUGGAACCUUAAAUGAAGAUAUAGAAUUUUUUCCUGGCGAAAAGUUGGUUCAUAACGUUUUUUAAUGGUUUCUCCUGCAUAGAAAGGUUUUCUUUUAUCGAAUUUUACAAAUAAAUUUUCUAUUUUAAUUAUUUCAUUGGAAAUUUAAGGUUGUUGAUGAUGAAGAAGAAGAAGAAUACAUGGAGGACGACGAGUACGACGUCCAGGAGCAAUAUGAAGAAGAUUAUGAGGUUUCAGAAUCACGAAUAAAUUUCCUAUAGUUGAAAAUCGAAUAUAUUGUUACUCAGAAUAUUAUUUUAGACAUUAAAAAAAUUUUUUUAUUUUUUUAUAAAGUUUUUCAUAGAAAUUUUUCGGCCUUUUUGGUUUACAUUCUUUUCCAGAAGCAUUUUUCUCGAAUUUGGGAUAUUUACCAUUCUGUUUUGAAGUUGAGGCCCUGCAGAGUGGAAAAACAUUUUUUUAUGAUUUUUUUAAAUUUCGAUUAAAAAAUUUUUUUCAUUUUUUUCGCGUUUAAAAUUAGUUGUCUAUAGCUGAUCCACGGCUAGCUUGAGGCGCUAAGGGGCGUGUCCUGUCUCGCGCGUUUUUCGUGUCAGGACCCUUUUUUUCGAUGGCUCAACCCAUCCGUGAAUCAGCUAGAUUGUUUCAUAAAAUACUGUUUCCGAGAUUUUUUUAAUUAAAAAAACAAUGUGAUCUAAAAAAAUAGCUUUUUUUCAUUAGUUUGAACUAAAUUUAAACUUAUCCAGCGAACUUUUUACCGCCCGAUUGAACUUUUUGCCUAAAAUUUGCUGAAGUGUCAUUUAGGACCCCCUGAUUCCAGAACAGAAAGAAUAUUUCUCGCAAUAGAUCUUGUUUCCGAGUUAUGGAGCUUCAAAGAGUGCAAAAUACGCAAGGGGCUCCUAAAGUACACUUCAGCUGAGUUUCAGCAAAAAUUCAACCGAGGGGUAAAAAACGUACCCUGGUCAGAGUAUUAUUAUAAUGACUUUUAAAAAAUUAAUUUUUUUUUUAUUUUUUCAAAGUUUUUAUAGGAAUUUUCGGCCUUAGGCCUUUUGGUUUAUAAAUUUUCUUUUCCAGAAGCAAUUUUUCCAAAUUUCGGAUAUUUACCAUUCUGUUUUGAAGUUGAAGCCGUGUAGAGUGAAAAAAACAUUUUUUUAGAAAUUUUUUUAAGUUUUUGAUUGAAAAAAAUUUUUUUCAUUUCUUACGCUUAAAAAAAUCUAUUGUGUCUUGAAAUAUUAUUUACAAGAAAUUUCAUUUUAGAGAAAAAAAUAAUGUGAUCUAAAAAAAGUUUUUUUCAUAUGUUUUUAUCUAAAUUUGGACGAGGUAAAAAGUUGAGAUUUUUUUCCCGUAAAUGCGAAAAAAAUUUGAUUUUCAAAAAAAGAGCGAAGGAUAUUUUUUUCAAAUUGAAGACAAAAGAAAAGAAAAAAACUAUCAAAAAAAUUAAAUCAACUUGGAUUUUAUGAAUUUAGUGAAAGCGUAAAGUUGAGAACAAUGAAAAAAAGAAAUCCAUAUUUAUUUUUAGUUGCCUAAUUGCUGUUUCUGGUUAGAAAAAAACUCAGUAAGGAUAAAUUAUAAAAAAACCUAAUUUUUUUCAGUUGGAAAUUUAAGAACUUUUUUUGUAGUUAUACUGUUUCUCAGGCAUUAUUUUUUUGAGCCGCCGAAUUUUUUUCAACUUUUGUCUGUACUCUUUCUCUUGAAUUUGGUAUAAUGAAUAACUUACAAUACUUUCCAGGACCAAAUGGAAGAAGAUGUAGAAGAAGAAGAAGACGAAGAAGUUGAUCACCAACCGGAACGACGCGUUCAGAUCGUUCAGAAGCGACCGCAAAGGACGAUCGAGCAGCGCGUGACGCACGUCUCCGGCGGACGUCUUCAGCAAACGACGUCUUCUGGCCGCGCCGUCGUCAUUUCUGAGGCGGCGCCCCAAGUCAGCGUCUUCAACCGGAUCUCUCGGGUCACUUAUCGAUGA
Molecule: messenger RNA, 5065 nt
Organism: Caenorhabditis auriculariae
Lineage: Eukaryota; Metazoa; Nematoda; Chromadorea; Rhabditida; Rhabditidae
Source: the annotation of a GenBank genome assembly